Molecule: messenger RNA, 2358 nt
Organism: Paramormyrops kingsleyae
Lineage: Eukaryota; Metazoa; Chordata; Actinopteri; Osteoglossiformes; Mormyridae
Gene: ift81
Product: intraflagellar transport 81 homolog
Biological process (GO): cilium assembly; intraciliary transport
Cellular component (GO): ciliary basal body; intraciliary transport particle B
Molecular function (GO): tubulin binding
Source: RefSeq, a predicted model, not a curated record
GCUUCCUGUUAGCAACCGAUCGACGCUAUCCGCUGUUUCCAGGGCAGGAAGGGACGGCGCUUUACGCUCGUUUUCCUCAAUUUAUAUAUCGGCGUAGAGAAACAUCCCUCGUCCCGGAUUAAAAAGAGUAAAGAUAAAAUGAGCGAGCAGAUCAAGUUCAUCGUGGAGCAGCUCAACAAAGAGCCGUUCAAGAAGAACCUGAACCUCAUCACUUUCGACUCGAUGGAGCCCAUGCAGCUCCUGCAGACCCUCAAUGACGUGCUGGCGGAGAUCGAUCCCAAGCAAGCCGUCGAUAUCCGAGAGGAGAUGCCUGAGCAGACGGCCAGACGGAUGUUCGCCUUGCUGGCCACGCUGAAGUACAGACCACCCGGGACAUCUGCCGAGGCGAGUAACUUCCGUCAGGGCCUGGUGACAGGCAGCAAGCCUGUUGUCCACCCUGUGCUACACUGGCUGCUGACGAGGAUCACGGAGCUGAAGAAGAGGGCAUACUUGGCCCAGUUCCUCGUGAAGCUGGAGGUGCCUGCAGAGUUCAUGCAAGAUGAUGUCGUUGCUGACACCUUCCACCAGUAUGAAGAGCUGGUGGAAGGUUUCAAGAACUACCACAAAGAGUGUGAGCAGCUGAAGAGCUCGGGCUUCUCCACCGCUGAGAUCCGGCGGGACAUUGGGGUAAUGGAGGAGGAGAAAGACCAGCUGAUUAAACGAGUGGAGAGGUUGAAGAAAAGGGUGGAGUCGGUGUCCAGCCACGGGCGUAUGCUUGAGCUUGUCAGGCAGCUACGGAUUGAGAAGGAGCGAGAGGAGUCCCUCGCCCACCAGAAGCAGGAGCAGAAGAACCAGCUAUUCCAAGCGGAGCAGAGGCUGCAGAGGUGCCAACUGCAGCUGAAGGAGCUUUGCCAGGCGGCUGCUGAUGCCAGGCCGGAGAGCCUCAUGAAGCGACUGGAGGAGGAGAUCAAGUUCAACACCUACAUGGUGUCUGACAAGCUGCCUAAGGAGCUGGAGAGCAGGCGGCGGGUGGUGCAGUAUCUGCAGAGGGUGGUGCUGGAGCCGGCCAUGGGGCAGGACGAGCUGGAGGAGCUGGAGGACAAGAUUCAGGACGUGAACGGGCAAAUCAACCAGCUUAUCGAGAGGAGGAUGAUGCGGAGCGAUCCCAUGGACGACAAGCUCUCCCUCUUCAGGCAGCAGGCUUCCAUCAUCAGCCGGAAGAAGGAGGCGAAGGCAGAGGAGCUGCAGGAGGCGCGCGAGGAGCUGGCUACAAUGGAGAGGGAGCUGGCCCAGAAGAGCAGUCAGCCGCUGGGCCCGGGCGGCAGUGAGGGGAUUCGCGGAGAUGAGUUCAAGCGCUUGGUGGGGAAGCUGAGGGGUAAAAGCGGCGUGUUCAAGAGGAGGCGGCAGGAGCUGGCGGAGCUGCGUGCCGGGUUCGGCGUGCUGCAGCGCACCGAGGAGAUCCUGCGGCAACGACACGGCGCCGUCCUGCAGCAGCUGCAAUCCGUGGAGGCACAGAAGGGGGUCUCGGGGUACAGCGACACGCAGGAAGAGCUGGAGAGGGUGUCCACCAUCAAGAGCGAGCUGGACGAGAUGAAGGGCAGGACACUGGACGACAUGUCUGAGAUGGUGAGGAAGCUGAACUCUGUGAUCAUGGAGAAGAAGACGGCUCUGGCACCACUGAUCAAGGAGCUGCGUCCUCUCAGACAGCAGUGUCAGGAGCUGACCCAGGAGUACGAGGUGAAAAAGGCCCAGUACGACAGCUGUGCGGCCGGCUUGGAGAGCAGCUGGUCCAAACUGGAGCAGGAAGUGAAGGCACUGCGGGAAGAAAUGACUCAGGAGGAAAGCCGCUAUCACCACAUAAACUGCACGAGAGAGAUCGUGGAGAUGCAGAUACAGAGAGCGGCCGAUGAGAUGAAGUUCUACGUGUCACCUGACCCACAGGAGAGGAAGAAGGCCCUCAGGGAGCAGUACAUGAAGAACAUUGCAGAGCAAGAGAGCCUGGGCAAGAAGCUGCGGGAGAGCCAGAAGGCCGUGCGGGAGAGCCACGCGCCCAACAUGAAGCAGGUGAAGAUGUGGAGGGACCUGGAGCAACUGAUGGAGUGCAAGCGCGAGUGUUUCCUGCGGGCCCAGAGCCAGGCGUCCGUGGGCCAGGUCUUCCAGGAGGGGGGUGAGGACAGGCUGGUGUUGUGAGGCCAGCCCCCCUCCCAUAAUGAUACACUAUUAUUAUAUCUAUAUGUGCGUUUAAGCUUCCGUUUUACCUUUGAUUCUUCGGGGUUGUGCUGCCGGAUUUGCAGGAGCCUGUUGCUUUUUGUUGCUCUUUCCAAACGUUGAUGUUUUCUAAUAAAAAUACAAUUCUUUGACGCUGAAUUUUACAUCCAA